This is a messenger RNA of Angiostrongylus costaricensis, 1104 nucleotides long. The record is from the annotation of a GenBank genome assembly. Lineage: Eukaryota; Metazoa; Nematoda; Chromadorea; Rhabditida; Metastrongylidae.
UUCCAGCGACUGGUGUUGAUGCUCAACUACUCGUUAUUAACAGUGUUGUUCAACUCCUAUUUACUUAAUAAAAAUUUGUGGCUUAUUACUGCAUACAAAGAGCGCUUUGGUCUGAUGCAUGCUUCAACUGUAUCGAGUAUUAUAACUGGUAUCAAACCGCUAAUUAAUAUUUUUAUCAUCAGCUUACUAGCUUUUCGUGUUCGGCAACAUCUUCGUCUGAUUAGGACACUGGACAUGGUAGAUGUCUGCUUUCGUAAUGCAUUUCAAUUAACGCCACCUAUUUGCUGCUACACAUUCGUGUUUUUUAUAACCGUCGCAUUUUUUUCUAUUGUACCAUUCGGUUCCAGUAUGAUUCAUGACACAGCUUUUAUCAUCGUCCCUACAUUGACAUUAUGGAAUAUCAUACCUCUUCUCUAUUACAAUCUCUACAACCAAAUCGUUCGAUUUUAUUGCAAGACCCUCAUAGAAUCUUUGACUAAGAAGCAUCGAAAGCGACACUUUAGUUUAAAAUUCUAUUAUGAACAAUUUCUUCGUAUCACAAAUGUGCAGGAAGCGGUGGGAAAUUUGUUUAAUCCGUUCAUACUUUUUUCAUUGGCUUGGUCAAUGCUGAUUCUCUGCUUGACUAUAUAUUUUAUUACCCAACCACAUUCGAGCCUUCUGGAACCCAUAACACCGGAGCAGAUUACGGUACCGGAUAUUAGGCGUCGAUUAACACGUAGUGUUCACUUCACAAUCUGUUGGGCAGGAUUACAAGUACUAGUGGCAUUAAUCCAUAUUUGUGUCAUAUGUCAUACAGGAAUGAGUACGAACGAAAUGACACGCUGUAUUGUGAAUGCUGUUCUGCGAAUUGUUCCAGAAGCAAAUGUGGAUCUCGAUCGAUUUCUAAUUUCUUGUUUUGUACACAAAUUGUCCACUCAGUUCAUGUGGGGAAUGACUGUAUGGCGUGCUUUUCCUCUUGAACGAACGACUUUCUUCACGCUAGUAUCCGUGAUUGUCACCUAUGCAUUUCUGCUCUUGAAGUUGAAAGAGAAUCCGGCUAUGACUCCUAUAACUCGCUCAUUUAUCUUUCAUAACGGGACUAUUUUCACUACAAUUUCUCCUUAG